GUUUCCAUCUACCAAACAUGCCGUCCAAGAUCACUGUAGGCGUUGCCCAGGCACGCACCCAGGAUACCGUCACCGAGACUCUCUCCGCCCUCAGCCGCAUUACUCGUCAUGCCGCCUCCCGCGGCGUCCAUCUGCUCCUCUUCCCUGAGGCCUAUCUGGGUGGAUACCCACGUACCUGCAGCUUUGGCACUGCCAUCGGUGCGCGCCAGCCUCAGGGACGGGAACAGUUCUUGAACUACUUCCAUUCCGCGGUGGAUCUCGGGGAUACCCCCACGGGAGCGGGUGAUGACUGGGUGCAGAGGAAGCUGCCCGUCGCGGAGGGCAAGAAUCAUCGAGGCGACGGUACCCGAGAGACUCUUGAGCGGAUUGCGAAGGAGACGGGCGUCUUCAUCGUUGUGGGCGUCAUCGAGAGAGCCGCGGGCAGUUUGUACUGUGCUGCGCUUUACGUAGACCCUUCGAGGGGAGUGCUGGGAAAGAGGAGAAAGGUCAUGCCUACUGGAUCGGAACGUCUCGUCUGGGCCCAGGGCUCCCCAUCAACCUUGAAGGCCGUGACUACCCAUCUCAACGGGGUCCCCGUGACCCUGGCGGCAGCUAUCUGCUGGGAGAACUACAUGCCCCUUCUCCGACAGAGUCUGUACUCACAGAACGUGAACAUCUAUUUGGCCCCUACAGCAGAUGCCCGGGACACAUGGCUGCCCCUGAUGCGGACCAUCGCAUUCGAGUCGCGGGCGUAUGUACUGAGCGCAAACCAGUGCGUCCGGUAUAACGAACUCCCGGAGUGGGUCACUGGCGAACGGGAUGAGAAGAUCUCGACCCACUACGUCAGCCGCGGUGGUUCCUCUAUCGUUGAUCCCCAGGGCCAGGUUAUUGCGGGUCCUAUCUGGGAGGUUUCUGCUGACGAUGUGUCUGAUUCUGCGGCUGAUGUCGUGGGAGACGGGCUGAUUAUCUCGGAUAUCGAUGUCGAGGACUGCGAACGGGGUAGAUUGGACAUGGAUGUGGCAGGCCACUACUCGAGAAAUGAUGCAUUUAAGUUGACGGUGGAAGGGCUGGAUCUCAACCCACCUCCUCUCUGAAUGCAAAACGGUAUAGCAAUUCUAGCUGCAUUUACUACAUGUGCAUGGUACCUAUAUAGCUGGAGCUUAAGCUUUGUGCAUACAUGUGUCAAUGUUUACCAGCAAUUGAUAAGACGACCCUACUGGAUUGAACCUCGGAAAGUUGAUCGAGUGGUAGUACUGUAAACAAGACGUCAUUUGUCACAUAAUGGGUUAAAUAUUUCGAAGUUUGCAGCAUUGUUUAUGACGUGUUUGAUAGCUGGACUCAUGAGCAUCUAGAAUUGGAGGAUUGGCAAACUCAUCUAGUAUGCGAUGGGCAUAUCUUUAGCUACUUAGCUAUAUAGUUACAUCAUGAUAGACCAUCAUAUAGUCGCUUGAAUAGUAGGCUGAGCUUAUAGAUAAACAUUGCCAAGCUAGUCAAUCGAUACCUUAGGAUCAGACAAAAAAAUGAAACACCGCAGCACGACAUGAAAACCGACGUCUGUGUUGUCGGCUCCGGGAUAGCGGUAUAUAUCCACGGCCAACGAGCUCAUCACUCGCGGCAAGAGACACCUCGCUCACCUCCUCAUCGGCGUGAUUUAUUGUUCCUUCUGGUUCCACUUGUACUUUGAUCUGAUCACAUGUUAAGGCCAUAGAAACAAAC
Molecule: messenger RNA, 1695 nt
Organism: Aspergillus pseudonomiae
Lineage: Eukaryota; Fungi; Ascomycota; Eurotiomycetes; Eurotiales; Aspergillaceae
Product: nitrilase
Exons: 3
Coding region: 18-1073 (351 amino acids)
Molecular function (GO): catalytic activity
Source: RefSeq, a predicted model, not a curated record